This is a messenger RNA of Mesorhabditis spiculigera, 1638 nucleotides long. Lineage: Eukaryota; Metazoa; Nematoda; Chromadorea; Rhabditida; Rhabditidae. The record is from the annotation of a GenBank genome assembly.
AUGAACAUGCAUGAAGCCCCGUUUGGCCCAGCUGGCUCCAGACUUCAACAAUAUUUGGGAGGACCCCCGGCCGGCCAAGCGAGAACUGAGGGCCCUUUUCAAACAACCAAUUAUGGACAACAUGCCAGCAAUUCCGGAUUGAAUGCCAAUGUUCCCGCAUUCAUCCCUCGAUUUGCCCAAAUGAAUUUCCAAGAGCCGAAGGAACAACGACAACCACAAUCCAGCUAUAACCCAAAUCAACCGUUCAAUUUGGCGCACGAGCAGCCGACUGUCUAUCAGAAUCAGCAACCGUUCUACUAUGGCGACCAGGGUUCACAGUCCGAUCGAUUUGAUGGCGACUCGGAGCCGCAAGCUGUCAUUCAAACGAGCGGUGCUUUUCAAUACAACGGUCCACCACCUCACAUCGGAAAAUUUCGGCCACGUGGUGCAAGCGGCGGAAAUAAUGCUACCCAAUUUAUAUCGCCCGAGUUAAAGAUGGAGCUCUUGGACCGACAGCUCGUUAUUGAAUGCAAAGCCGAUCCUGCUAUUUACCCGGAUUUGCCUCAACAAAUAGAACAUAUGCGAGAUCUUGUUCCCUUGGAAAGUCUGCCACUGGCUCCCUAUCCACCAAACCAAGUUUCAACAGUGUACAAAGUCGUAUCUGUACGAGAUGGCACUCCAUAUGUUAUCCGUCGAAUCUACAACUAUCGCCCUGGGCCACAAAACGCAAAGCCACUCUAUGCUGCAGAUAAAUGGAAAAAAUUGGUACACGUGAAUAUUAUUCAACUUCGCGAGGUCGUCCAAACGCGUGGAUUUGGUGAUAAUUGUGGUGCGAGGAUUGGUCAACACCAUCCAACUGGUCCAUUUGUUAGCGAACAUACGCUAUGGAAUUAUAUUGUCCAAAUUACUUCGGCUUUGCGGGUCAUUCACGCGGCCGGUCUUGCUGCUCGAUGCUUGUCUUUGGAGAAAGUUUUGCUUCACGGAAGCUCUAAGAUUCUUCUGUCUUCGUGUGGAGUACAAGAUGUUUUGAACGGUGAAGUGGCCACGAUCCAGCAAGCUCAGAACAGUGACUACAACGCCAUUGGACGUCUGAUCUUAUCGUUAUGCGUUGGAAAACUGAAUUUGAAUAAUCAGAACAUGCAGCAUGCCAUGAACCACGUGGCCCAUCAUUAUAGCAACGAUAUGCAAAAAUUCCUCGGGUUUAUGUUUUCAAUCGAUCAGACCAGCCGGCCAUCAGUCAUCGAUAUAAUGCCAUUUGUAGGAGCUCGCUUUUAUGGGCAAUUAGACAAUGCGCAAAUCCGGGUUGAUAUUCUCGAAAAUGAAUUGAGCAAGGAACUGGAAAAUGGCCGACUUUUCCGACUUAUUUGUAAGCUAAACACAAUUAUCGAGCGCCCUGAAGCUGAAUGGACGGAAAAUGGAGACCGUUUCCUAUUACGGCUUUUCCGCGAUUACGUUUUCCAUCAGGUAACAGACACCGGAAAGCCAUGGAUGGAUCUAGCGCAUGUUGUGCAUACACUGAAUAAGUUGGAUGCCGGAAUCUCUGAGAAGAUCUCACUUGUUUCGCGCGACGGCGAAAAUGUGCUUAUUGUCUCCUAUGCAGAUCUCAAACAUUGCAUGCAGCAAGCAUUUAAUGAGCUCGCUACGGCGUCUGGAAGAAGU